AUGAGCGCGAAUCCCGCCGCCCCGGGGCCCGCGAAGAAGACGUCCGAUCCGAAUUCCCAAUUCAAGACGGCCGAUCACCAAGCUUCUCGCCCUCCGCGCGCCAAGUCGAAGAGGACGCCGUUCGUCCCGGAGGAGACGGGCGCGUACGGCGAGAAGCCGAAGAAGGAGAAGUUCGUCGUCCCGGACAUCCCGGCGCGGUUCGCGCCCGCGGCCGCGUCGUCGUCGUCCUCGUCGUCGGAUACGGAGGACGACGACGCGCGAAUGGCGAGGGAGGCGAGGCGGCGACGGUCCGAGCGCAUCGCGGCCGCGAAGGCGAAGGCGGCCGCGGAGGCCGCGAUCCCGGACUUCGAGAAGCUCCACCCGGAAGCCGCCGCGGCGAAGGCGAAGAGAGAAGAAGAAGAAGAAGAAGAAGAAGAAGCGGCCGCGUCCGCGUCCGCGGCGAAUCCGAAGGCGCUCUCGAAGAAGAAGUCCUCCAAGAUCGCCGAGGCGCGCGCGCUGCUCGAGGCGGAGGCGGAGGCGGCGAGGAGAGCGGCGGCGCCGCCGCCGCCCGUCGUCGUCUCCGACUUCACGCGCGAGAUCUUCUCCCUCCUCGACGCCGACGGCGACGGCGUCAUCACGAACGACGCGCUCGCGGACGCGCUCGCGGAGGAUCCCACGCUCGCGCACACCCUCGGCGUCUCCGCGGCUUCGAACUCUCCGAGCUCCGCGGCGGCGCUAGAAGAAUUCUACGCGUCUCUGCGCGAUACGGGAUCGCACCCGCUGACGCUCGAAGAGUUCGCCGCCGCGUUCGGCGCGCACGUUGACGAAGCGCACGACGCCGCGCUCGCGAUCGUCGAGAGCGCGCGCGCGAAGGCUGGCGGGUUGAACGAUCCGUCCGGGCAAUCCGCGGACGCGAACGCGCCGCCGGUGUUUCUCACCGCCGCGGCGGCGAGGACGUUCAACCAGAUCGAUAAGAACGGCGACGGCGUCGUCACCGUGCGCGAGCUCAUCAUCGCGCUGCGCGCGGACGAGUCCCUCGCCGUGACGUUGGGGCUCGUGUCCGGGAAGGUGCGGCAGGAGGACGGCACUCGAGACGCGCUGCUCGCGUUUUUCGACUCGCUCGACGCCAACGGCGACCGCGAGCUCACGAUGGAGGAGUUCGCGGCGGUGUUUUGCGCGGACGUGAACGCUCCGCGGUCGAGCGUUUCGUUGCCUAACGGUAACGGCGGCGUGAUGAUCCCGCCGGCGAGCCCGCCGCGGCCGAACGAGCACCACGCGCCGCGCGACGAGUGGCUCUUGCCGUCGGAGAUCACGCGCGCGGGCGCGUCGGCGGAGGCGGCGGUGAAGAAUUUGAGCGCGCGCGGGACCCCGGCGCGCGCGACGUCGCCGACGUCGACCGCAAAGCGCUCAGAUUACGCGCUGGUCGCGCCGUCCGUGAUGUCCGAUAUGAUGGGGGACGGGGACGAGAGCGACCCUGAUUCGUCGAGCGGCGAGGAUGAAACCGUGGAGGAGAUUUUCGCGCGGCUCGACGCGGACGGCAGCGGCUCGCUCAGCGUCGAGGAGCUCAUCUUCGGGUUGCGGUCGGACGCCACGCUCGCGAAGAAGAUGGGGCUGUCGCGUCACAACAUCACGACGAAGGAAGGGCACCAGGCGCUGGAGUCGUUCUUCAGAGCCUUGGACGCGAACUCGGACCGCGAGCUGUCUCUCGACGAAUUUCGGAUGGUAUUCGGCGCGGGCGGCGCCGGGAAGACGCCCAAGCCUUCCGCCGCGGCGAAGCAGUCCGCGAAGAAUAAGAAGGCGAUGAACGCCGAGCUCGGCGGCAUGCGCGCGGAGCUGGACAAGCUGCGCGACAUGAUGUCCUCGCUGCUCGUGAACCCCGCGGAGACGCAGCUCAACCAGAUGCGCGCUCUGCUGGAAGAUAUCGUCGUCAGGACGUCUCCGGAGAGCAGCGUGAAGACGGCGGCGGACAGUACGAGUACCGCGUACGACGGGUGGGCGCUGGGGACGACCAAGUACAAAAACUACGACGACUACUGCAAGAGCGAGGACUUCAAGAACACGAUCAUUCGCCCGGCACUGAAGACGCGGUUCUUAGACCCGGCGAAGGACACGAGCCCGUGGCGGCGGUCGCUCAAGAAGAAGGGAAACCCGGCGCCGCGCGGGCGGACGCCGCGGUACGACUGCCCGGAGCCGGAGCCGAUGUGCGUGUACAAGUCCAAGUGGCGGGACGGCUUGCGGAACGACGACGGCAAGGGGUACGCGGUUUUGAACACGGGGAAAGGGUAUCGGGACCGCGAGCGGUGGAACCGCGAGGAUCCGCUCGCGCCGGGCGCGGCGUUCAUCCGAGACCGGCGAAACCCGUACGCGCCGACGAUGGCUCGGAUGAACGCCAUGGGCGUCGACCUCGAGACCGCGGAGGCGCUGCGCAAGGUGACCGUCGGCGGCUCCGGCCGCAUCUUCUCGAGGGCGUUCACGCGGCUGUACCUCACGCCGCAGACGCGAAGGGAGCUCGAGAAGAACCCGACGGUGAAUCCUCCGGGGGUGAAGACGUCGUUCGACGACCUCUACGGCGUCGUCGGCUUAUCGCCGUCGAAGCACAAGGAAGACCUCCGUCACAGGGCGGCGAUGCAGCCGGUGAGUUUUCAUCGCAACGUCGUCGGCGACGACGCGAGCACGAUGACGAGCACGCCGAGCGGGGAGCUGUCGAAGUAUCCGAGGGAGUUUGGAUACGCGAGGGGGUCGGGGGAGAAAAAGACGAGGCUGUUCAUCCCGUGA
Micromonas pusilla CCMP1545 is the source of this 2754-nucleotide messenger RNA. RefSeq lists its product as uncharacterized. The record is from RefSeq and is a predicted model, not a curated record. Lineage: Eukaryota; Viridiplantae; Chlorophyta; Mamiellophyceae; Mamiellales; Mamiellaceae. The transcript has a single exon. Gene Ontology annotation, cellular component: endoplasmic reticulum. Gene Ontology annotation, molecular function: calcium ion binding. The coding region runs from base 1 to 2754 and encodes 917 amino acids.